UCGUCGCUAGCUGGAGGGAGAAUCGAGAAGCGUGCGAGAGUAGGACGAACCGACGAAGCUCGUUUCGCAGGAAGGAGGAAGCACGAGGGAAGGGAGAGGAGGUGGAGCGGGGCUUAUCGAACGGGGCCGUGUACGUGCGAGAGACAGUAACGGGCUGAGGCGACGCCGCAAGGAGAGAGGGAGAAACAGAAAAGGAGAGAGAAAUGGCCCCCACCCACGUCCAGGAGGAAAUAGAGGGGCGCUAUAAAGACUAUGCCUAUAGCCCUGUACCAACGAGUUGCACUUCGACGGUGUACUAUUCACCCACCCUUGGAAAAUAUCCCAUAAAGUUCGGUGGUAGCUUACCCAAGUAUCAUACGAUCGGUGACCACGACAAGUGUCCUGCCGCAGAAAUGACGGAGAAGGGCUCCACGUUGCUUCAAUACCUCGCCGCUGCAGCGGCAAAUUUGAGCUGCGUCGCAUCCGGUGCUUUGUUAGGAUGGACCAGUCCGAUAUUACCUAGGUUGCAGAAUGACCUGAAUGACAAUCCUCUCGGCAGAAAAAUCACUCCGGAUGAAAACUCCUGGACCGGCUCGUUGGUCUCCGUGGGAGCGGUGAUCGGCAGUUUCGUAGCUGGAUAUUUAGCGGAGAGAUGCGGUAGGAAGAACACGCUGCUGCUCAGCGCGGUACCAUUUCUGAUCGGUUGGAUCCUAAUCGCAACAGCCGGCGUCGUGUACCAACUGUACGCGGCACGAAUAAUUCUCGGUUUCGCCUUGUCGUUCGCUUUCACGGUCGUUCCUAUGUACUGCGGCGAAAUCGCCGAGACGUCCGUCAGAGGAGCUCUAGGAUCCUUCCUGCAACUGUUUGUCAGCUUCGGUCUUCUAUAUGCGUACUGCAUCGGCCCGUUCGUAUCGUAUCUGACGUUUGCCAUACUCUGCGGCAUUAUACCCGUGGUAUUCGUCGCUUGUUUCUUCAUGAUGCCCGAAUCGCCGUAUCAUUUGCUGAAGAUCAACAAGAGAGAAGAGGCGAUCAAAGCUUUGGCCUGGUUACGAUGCAAGUCUCCCGCUAGCGUGCAAAAGGAAGCGGACGAAAUGCAGGCUGCCAUCGACGAAGCAUUCAAGAGCAAGGCGAAAAUCGGCGAUUUAUUCAACGUGAAGGCGAACCUUAAAGCAUUGAUAUAUACGUCCUUGCUCGUGGCGUUCCAACAGUGCAGUGGUAUCAACGUGGUCCUCUUCUAUAUGGGAUCCAUCUUCCAGGCUGCGCACAGUGCGCUACCCGACUCCAUAUCGACUCUGAUCGUCGGUAGUGUGCAAGUGGUUGCUUCCAUGGUCACGCCGGUGAUCGUUGACAGACUUGGUAGGAGACUGCUGCUCAUUACCUCCGGCGUUGGUGAGAUUGUCUCCUUGAUCGCCCUGGGUCUCUACAUGUUCCUCCAAGAUGUUACAAAAUCGGACGUUAGCGCCAUUUCGUGGCUUCCUAUCGUGUCGCUGGUCAUCUUCAUCGCGAUAUAUUGCAUAGGCUGGGGUCCUCUACCAUGGACCGUGAUGGGUGAGAUGUUCGCAUCGAACGUGAAAUCGAAGGCUUCCGGAAUCACCGUGUGCGUGUGCUGGUUGGUCUCUUUCUUCAUCACCAAGUUCGCCAACAAUCUGCAGGAUAUAUUCGGCCAAUUCGCGUUGUUCUGGAUUUUUGCCGUAUUCUGCGUGUUGAGCGUGUUGUUCACGGUGCUGAUAUUACCGGAGACGAAGGGAAAGAGCCUGCAAGAGAUUCAAGACGUGUUGAGCGGCGUCGACCGUUCGGAGAUACCCGAGUUCGGAGGCUCGAGUAAAAAGUGAAAACAGUAUUGCGGUUUCGGGUGACUCGAGAACGAUCUCGAGCUUCGAUUUCACCCUCGUUCGCGUA
This is a messenger RNA of Bombus pascuorum, 1878 nucleotides long. Its product is annotated as facilitated trehalose transporter Tret1-like. Gene Ontology annotation, cellular component: membrane. Gene Ontology annotation, biological process: transmembrane transport; carbohydrate transport. NCBI's taxonomy places the organism in Eukaryota, Metazoa, Arthropoda, Insecta, Hymenoptera, Apidae. Gene Ontology annotation, molecular function: sugar transmembrane transporter activity. The coding region runs from base 204 to 1811 and encodes 535 amino acids. The transcript is spliced from 6 exons. The record is from RefSeq and is a predicted model, not a curated record.